AUGCUGGGCCACCACACCCUUCUUCUGGUGCUGCUGGCACUGCUCACCCUGGCCCAGCAGCACAGUCCCAGGGACCAGGGCACUGCCCUCACCUUCACUGCGUCCCCACACCGGGCCCUGCAGGGACACUGGAGCCCCACUGCCCUGCCUGCCCCCCCCAAAGUGGGUGAGUGUCCGGCGGGGGCGAGCGGAGCCCCUUGGCGCCCCAGACUGUUCUGCCUCUCCGACCAUGGCUGCCCUGGUGCUGAGAAGUGCUGCCAGAUUGGGAAGGUCUGGACCUGCCUCCUGCCCGUGACAGAGAGCCCGGGCUACUGCCCCCGUGCUGGCAGUGCCAUUGGGCCAAGGUGUGGGACAAGAUGUCACAACGACACCACAUGCCACUCGGGGGAGAAGUGCUGCACCCGCGGCUGCUGCACCCGCUGCACGCUUGCUCAGCCAGUCUUCCCUCCAGCCAAACCUGGGUUCUGCCCUCGGAAGCGUGCCCAGAGAGCUGCUGCCUGCCCCAACCACUGCACCGAUGACCGGGACUGCCCUGGGGAGCACAAGUGCUGCUUCUCUGGCUGUGGGUUGGCCUGCACCCCUCCAGACACAGUGACGCCUGGCCUGUGCCCCAUGGUGCUGCGGGGCUCCUUGGGGCCCUGCCUGGAGCUGUGUGACACCGACAGUGACUGCACUGGGGACAACAAGUGCUGCACCACCGGCUGUGGCCACAUCUGCAAACCACCCAUCAAGGCGUGGCCAGGUCUCUGUCCCCCUGCAGCAGAGGGUGAUGGGGCAGCCAAGUGCCUCCUCCUGUGCUUGCAGGACAAGGACUGUCCCCUUGGCCAGAAGUGCUGCCUGCAGGGCUGCAGCCGGGUCUGCGUCCACCCACUGUGGGGUACAGCAUAG
Molecule: messenger RNA, 888 nt
Organism: Pseudopodoces humilis (Tibetan ground-tit)
Lineage: Eukaryota; Metazoa; Chordata; Aves; Passeriformes; Paridae
Source: RefSeq, a predicted model, not a curated record